AUGUCUGUGUAUAUCCGGAAGAACCCCCUGGAGAUUCCUCCACCAUCUGAGAGGGACUGGCUAAAGGACGAGGAGGAGAAUUUCUUCCUGCAGGAUCCUGAUCGAAAGCGUGCUGCCUUGCCUCAGCCCUUCAGGAUGAUCAACAAACUGGUGAUGCUGGUUUUUGAGAAUGCUAUGGAAAUCAUUGAAAGAAGGGAGAUGCUCCAAGAAGCACAAAAACUGAAGAUUCAGCCCACAAAAUGCUUUCCUACAGCUGAAUUCCAGGUAACUGGAAGAGCCAAUUGCCUUGCAGUGUCUGGGACACACAUCUUUGUUGGUCUGUCCGUGGGUCUGGCUGCUUUCAAGGUGUCUGACUGUAAGGAGCUCUGUGCCUGGGAUGCAGCCAGCACAGAGAUUUGUGCCAUCCGUGCUUCGCAUUUGGGGACUGAGUGCCACGUCCUGCUUGCUGUGGAUGAAAUGGGACUCGUCUGGCUCUUCUGCUUUCACAAGGAAAGCUUCUUGCUCAUUAAAAUCCUAAAUGAAGUGGAGGAUAUCAGUAUGCAAAGCACUUGUGUGGAGGUGGUGCUGUCCCCAGGAGGUGAUUACACAGGAGUCCUGCUGCAAGACAGCACAAAAGCUUGGCUGGAGAUCUACCAAUUGCCUAAGGAUUCCUGGCUGAAGGAGAUGGAAAAGAACUCAGGAGCUGCAGCAGGGCUGGUUUGCAGGGAGAGGAGGUCAAGCUGGACAUCUGUGAAGUCUCAUGUGUCUGCAAACAAUGCUGAUGCCAAGCUGAGCCUCCCGGUGCUGCUGCUGAAGGUGAAGCCACAUAAACCCAUUACAGGCACUAGUUUUAAAAGUCCUUUGGAUGCCCUGAAGGAAGUGGAUGAUGACAGCAUGCUUGGCUUGGGGUACAAUCACCUAAUCAAGGCCUCCCAGUGGGAGCAGCAUGAAGCAAUCUUCUGCAGCACUUACCAGGAGUAUCUGGAGGUGAUGGAUGAGACAGAAUGCAAGGAGGAGCCCCCCAGACAUGCUACUUUUCACUUUCUUUUGCCUAGCUGGAUCCUACAGUUAGGACCUGAAAUCAAAGUCCAGCCAGAUGUUCCAGCUGGCAUCAGUGUGCACUGGGAUGGAAGCCACAAUCUCUGCUUCUACUCACUUCAUCCACUCAAGGGGAGAGCAGAUUCUGAUCCAAAACCUGAUGUGGUGUGGCCAUGUGCAGCUCCAGUUGUGUGCUCUGCUGUUAGCUUCUGCUCCAGGUACCUGGCACUGGCAUGUGAAGAUGCAACAAUAACUAUCUGGGAUAAGCACCUAGGAUACCCACUGUCUGUGACUACCAUUCUAGAGGAACGUCUCAUCCGUAGUGUCCACUUCCUGAGGAGCUCUGCAGCUGCCAGUGAUGGUGCAGAUCCUGCCUGUCCCACUGUGACACCUUGUCCUGGUGCAGAUCCUGCCUGUCCCACUGUGACACCUUAUCCUGGUGCAGAUCCUGCUUGUCCUGUGGUACAGCUCCUGGUGCUGUGUACAGACAGCUCUUUCUAUUUGGUGAAAGCACCCAGGGCUGGGAAGUCCAGCAUCAUGCUUCUGGCAGACAGGCCUGAAGAUCCAGAGCUUGCGGUCAGCGCGGUGGUGCCUGUCCUGGCACUCCCCAGUGCAGUGAGUUUGCUGUUUAAGGUUCUGGUCUUCUCCUGGGAUGGCAAGGUGUCCCUGAUGAACACUGCCACAUCACAGAUGGUUUGCAGCUUCACUACUCCACCUUCUCACACUGUAGCAUCCCCCUGGCAGCCAGUGUUCAGCAUGGAUGGGGUGAAUGGCUGCUUGCUGCUUCGAGGAGAUAAGCAGCAGCAGCAGCAGGCAGAUGCACUGGCGCAGAGCAGUGCCAACCACAGCACCAUCUUCCUUUUUGACUUCAACUCCUACCCACUGAAGGAGGCUUUCCCAAAGGAGCCAGAUUUGCCUCUCAGAUCCUUACAGGACCUGCCUUGGCUGGAGAGAUGUAACAAGUUCUUGUGUGAUAGGUAAGGGACCCUCCUGCCUGAGAGGCAGCAGAAGCUGCUGGAAAGUGAAGAGGAGUUAUCUGAGUACUGGAGCUGCCUGCAGGCACAAGCAGCUGCCAUGGACAAGGAAAGAGAGAAGAUGAGGGGCCAGAAGAAGCCAUAG
Messenger RNA from Indicator indicator, 2136 nucleotides. It is a transcript of the gene WDR93, whose product is annotated as WD repeat domain 93. Gene Ontology annotation, biological process: electron transport chain. Lineage: Eukaryota; Metazoa; Chordata; Aves; Piciformes; Indicatoridae. The record is from RefSeq and is a predicted model, not a curated record. The transcript is spliced from 15 exons. Gene Ontology annotation, molecular function: protein binding.